GUGUCGUCUGAUGACGUAGAAUCCUUGCGACUCACCUAUCAACAUGUGGGAAAGAUGUGUUGACUGUAACCAACAUGCGGACUCAUAAAUCAUCAAUUUCAAGGAACGCAUUCGACAGAGCAUAACAGUUUAAGUUUGUGUCGCAAACAUCAUGGCGAAUAUCAACCUUCACUUCAAAACAAAUUAUGCGAUUUCUAGUAAGAUUGAGCCUUUCUACAAAGGAGGCAAAGUGCAGGUCAGCAAAGAUGAAAAAUACAUAUUUUGCACGUGUGGCUCUCGUAUCAAUGUUCUGGAGAUCAGCACAGGAAAGAUCGUCCACAGCAUUGAGCAUGAUGAUCAAGAAGACAUCACAUCAUUCGCGCUAAGCUGGGACGAUGAGAUGCUGGUAACAGCCAGCAGAGCGCUCCUGCUGAAGCAGUGGGACUGGAGAAAAGUGCAGUGUACUCGCACCUGGAAGGCCAUACACACAGUUCCCAUAGCCAGUAUGACUUUUGACUGCACCUCCACGCUCUUGGCCACAGGUGGCUGUGACGGCACUAUCAAGCUCUGGGAUGUGGUGAAGCAAUACUGCACUCAUAACCUUAAAGGCUCUUCUGGUGUUGUACACCUGGUGGAGUUCCACCCAGACAUUAGCCGUCUGCAGCUCUUCUCAUCCUCCCUGGACUGCGGCAUCCGACUGUGGGACCUGCACACCAGCCAGUGUGUGUGUGUGCUAAAGAGCCACUACAGCGCCGUCACUUCCCUCAGCUUCAGCCCCGACGGUGAUACCAUGAUCAGUUCAGGGAGAGAUAAGAUCUGCACGGUGUGGGAUCUGAAAAGCCGAACCGCAAAGAGAACUGUACCCGUCUAUGAGGCUGUGGAGGGUGUUGUGAUCCUGCCUGUGAAUAAAGACCUCUCGAAAAUAGGAGUCCAGAACAGAGACUUACAUUUCAUCACAGCUGGCAGCAAAGGCCUACUGAGAGUGUGGGAGGCUAGCACGGCCCGCUGUGUCUACAGCCAGGCCCUCCCGUCCAAGCUCGGCCCUUCUUCGGAGGAUGAGGAGGAGACGGAAGACGACCCCCGCAGUCUAACGUACUUGCUUCACCUGCCUGAAUCUGGCAGGCUGGCCACAGUCACUGCGGAGCACAACAUAGUGCUCUACCAGCUGCCCGCUCUCAGCACGCAGCAACAGUUUGUGGGCUACAGUGACCAGGUGCUGGACGUGAAAUUCCUGGGUCAAAACGACAGCCACAUUGUGGUGGCCACCAACAGCUGUCAGCUCAAAGUGUUCGAGCUGCUCACCAACACCUGCCAGAUCCUCUACGGGCACUCGGAUACUGUCCUGUCAUUGGACGUGUUUACAAAAGGCUUUGUCUUUGCCAGCUGCGCAAAGGACAGAUCAGUGCGUGUGUGGCACAUGGACGCUGACAGCGGCCGCGUCCGCUGUGUGGCCUACAGCUCCAGCCACACAAACGCUGUGGGCUCCAUUUCCUGUUCCAGGUUGAAAACAUCCUUCAUCGUUUCCGGCAGUCAGGACUGCACACUAAAGGUGUGGGAUCUCCCUGCAGACUUAACUGGCACAGACACAGACUUGCACCAGCUGGCUGCACGUGCCACGGCAAAGGCACAUGAUAAGGAUAUCAACAGCGUGGCCAUUUCUCCCAACGACAAGCUGCUGGCUUCUGGCUCGCAGGACCGCACGGCCAAGCUGUGGUCACUGGCGGGGGAGGCGACCAUAGAAUUACUGGGAGUAUUUCGGGGCCACCGGCGCGGCAUCUGGUCCGUGUGCUUCUCACCUGUCGACCAGGUGCUGGCCACCUCCUCUGCUGACGGCACAUCUAAGCUGUGGACCCUACAGGACUUCAGCUGUCUUAAGACAUUUGAGGGGCACGACGCAUCUGUGUUGAAGGUUGUCUUUGUGAGCCGAGGCACUCAGCUACUAAGCAGCGGCUCUGACGGUUUGGUGAAACUUUGGACCAUCAAGACCAAUGAGUGUGUGAAGACGCUUGACGCCCACCAGGACAAGGUUUGGGGGCUCCAUGCCAGCAGGAAAGACGACAAGAUGGUCACCGGCUCGGCCGACUCCAACAUCACUGUGUGGACGGAUGUGACGGAGAUCGAGCUGGCCGAGGAACAGGCUAAGCAGGAGGACCAGAUCUUAAAGCAACAGGAGUUGUCCAACCUGCUCCAUGAGAAGAAAUACCUGAAAGCGCUCGGCCUCGCCAUCUCGUUGGACCAGCCUCACACUGUGUUGUCUGUAAUUAAAGCAAUCCGUCAAACGGAAGACAGUAGCGAACUUCUGGAGAAGACAGUUUUGAAACUUCGCGUGGAUCAGAAAGAGUCGCUGCUGCGUUUCUGUGGGGUAUGGAACACGAAUGCCCGGAAUUGCCUGGAUGCCCAGGUGGUCCUCAAGGUGCUGCUCACCCACGUCCCACCGGAGGAGCUCCUACAGUACCAGGGCGCCCGCACCGUCCUUGAGGGCCUCAUACCGUACACAGAGAGACACGUGCAGAGGAUUGGCCGUCUGCUGCAGGCGUCCAUGUUCCUGAACUACAUGUGGCAGAAGAUGAGGGUCGCCGGAGCACCAACCAGGAUGAGGCAAGAUGAAGAAAUGGACACCGCACCUCUUGCUUCUGAACCCGUAUUAAUGAUCGACAAAGAGGGUGGAAAGGGCAGCGGCGAAGACAAUCAUGAUGAGGGUGAUAGCGGAAACGAUGGAGAUCCAAAUUGUUCCGCUGAAGAGGAGGAGGAAGAGGAUGAUGACGAUGAGCAGGUGAGCACCACCAAGAAAGCCACCACGAAUGGGAACCACCAUCCGGAGAGUGAAGCAAGUACUGAGGAGGAAGACCAGGAAGAGCAGGAGCGGUAUCAAAUGACAGUGAACACUGCAAGAAGUCUCCCAAUUUCCUCUUUCCCACAAGGCUCUGCUCUCACGAGCUGACCGACGUCAUGAAAUUCUCCUCCACACCUGCGGUCAACUUUUUUUUUUUUUCCAUUAGUGACAGCGAUCCAUUGAGGAAGCAAGAGGAAUGCUUUGUUGUUUACACACAGCAGGAAGAAGCAACAACAUCCAACAAUGAUCGUUUUGUUCUGCUCGAUCGACCGGCUUUUCCGCAGUCAAGCGAGACUCUGUUUUUCCGUUUCUUUGUUGUGACUACGUAAUAAACAUGUGCUUGGUUCUGCUUUCUAAUUAAAAUGAAACAAGACGUAUUUUAAU
Messenger RNA from Hippocampus comes (tiger tail seahorse), 3196 nucleotides. RefSeq names its product transducin beta like 3 (gene tbl3). Lineage: Eukaryota; Metazoa; Chordata; Actinopteri; Syngnathiformes; Syngnathidae. The record is from RefSeq and is a predicted model, not a curated record. The transcript has 23 exons. Bases 152 to 2920 code for a protein of 922 amino acids. Gene Ontology annotation, cellular component: small-subunit processome; nucleolus; 90S preribosome. Gene Ontology annotation, biological process: endonucleolytic cleavage in 5'-ETS of tricistronic rRNA transcript (SSU-rRNA, 5.8S rRNA, LSU-rRNA); endonucleolytic cleavage to generate mature 5'-end of SSU-rRNA from (SSU-rRNA, 5.8S rRNA, LSU-rRNA). Gene Ontology annotation, molecular function: protein binding; U3 snoRNA binding.